Candidula unifasciata is the source of this 519-nucleotide messenger RNA. The record is from the annotation of a GenBank genome assembly. Lineage: Eukaryota; Metazoa; Mollusca; Gastropoda; Stylommatophora; Geomitridae.
AUGGGAACGGAGAAGUUUCCUACGAGUUUGGGUGCUGCCAGUCAAAACGGAUCCAGCUCUAAUGUCAGUAGGCAGACGUCACGUCAGACAUCAAUGUUGGAGACCUAUGACCUGUCUUGUAAGGUGAUGUUGAUUGGUGACAGCGGUGUGGGCAAGACCUGUCUGCUGGUGAGGUUCAAGGAUGGAACGUUUUUGUCUGGGAGCUUUAUCUCCACUGUGGGCAUAGACUUCCGGAAUAAAGUAGUUGAUGUUGAGGGAACCAAGGUUAAAUUACAGAUUUGGGAUACAGCAGGACAGGAAAGAUUUCGUAGCAUUACACGAGCAUACUACAGAGAUGCACAUGCCUUACUUCUACUUUAUGAUGUCACAAACAAGACAAGCUUUGAUAACGUCAGGGCCUGGCUUGGGGAAAUACAUGACUAUGCUCAAGAUGAUGUUGUUGUCAUGUUGCUUGGCAACAAAUGUGAUGUAAACAGCGACAGAGUUGUUAGACGAGAAGAUGGAGAAAGGCUGGCAAAA